AUGUUUUCCUCCACAAGUUUCCGUCCCCUUCCUCUGCUCCAGGUCCCGCCCAGAACAGUAGCAACCCUCGGCGGUUCCUGUUCUGGCGGAGGGGCAACUUCCUCGUCACGAAUACGCAACGUUUGCGCUGGUAUGCUAUCACCCCCGUAUCCGCAACCGGCAAUAAUAUGCGCAGACGGAAAAAGUUCUGUUGCUCCUGCCGGGCCAUCAAUCUUCAAUAUGGACCCCUGGUCUGUUUUUCGAUCCGAUCAGUCAGACGUGAGGCGGUUUUCAGCAGACGAGAGGACGCUAGUGAUGCGAGUCCUACCACAGUUCCGAUCGUUUGCUUUCACGGCCCAGGCUGCGCAGGCCUUGAAAACCCUGCGCGAGGCUGUGCCGCCAAAAAAGAAGGUAAUCCAGCUGUCCAAGAAGGAGCGGAAACAGCUGCAGGGAAACAUCGGGAAAUACGCAAACAGCGCGGGGAGACCGGAAUUCCACAACGUGGAUUUGGAUCGGCACGGCCGGAUCUGCGAACCGACCGACGUUUUCGAAAUUGUCAUCACCACCAGCAAAAACAACGUCUGGAUCGUACCAAAAUACUUGUUUUGACGCCUCAGUUUGUUCUAUGGCGGAUGAUGAUUUUUUUGGUAGCUAUUACAGUACCGAAGAAGCUUGCGCCAUAUUGAUUUUUCUGUUUCAGAGACGGGGUCAGCGACAGCACACUACGUACUGUCACCUUGAGCGUUCAUGCCUACCUGUGCUUUGAUUUGACUCGCAAAAGCAAAAACUUCCAGGUGGUGAACAACAAAGCACGGGAAGGCCGCACGGUUUUCUCGUCCCACGCCGGCAACGUAGGACUGCGCAAGUCCGGCCGCCGCACCAUCGACGCGGCGCACCGAAUCGCGUCGAACAUAGCGCGCAAGUGCAAGCGGCUGGGCGUGUCGGUCUGCGAAGUCCGGUUCCGCUGGCUGAUGAAGGUGGAAGCUAUUCUGCAGGCCUUCCAGGCGCAGGGACUGCACAUCACCCGAGUAACGCACGUCCCACGGCUCCCCAAGGGAGACCCGCACAAGUGUCGGAAGAGGAGGCGCGUGUAGGGACGUACUGCACCGGAUGUUGACCACGUCCUUCAUUCCUACUCUUACUGCGCAAUACGAACUCAUUUUUGUGCAGUAAAUUGAACGUCAUUUUUUGCUUCGUCCACGUACUAACUGAUGAGCCCAGGAUAUCGUGCGACAUAGAAAUGCCCGCGUGAACUUCGUACUACUUGAGACAGAAUCGUGAAAAUUUCAAAAUCUGUAGAGUACACACAACCACGCGCGCAACGUUCUGAGACAAUGUUACGACUGCGCAAGCAUGAUCGGUUUCGCUUUUAUUUGCUG
Molecule: messenger RNA, 1358 nt
Organism: Amoebophrya sp. A120
Lineage: Eukaryota; Dinophyceae; Syndiniales; Amoebophryaceae
Source: the annotation of a GenBank genome assembly